Messenger RNA from Toxoplasma gondii ME49, 1365 nucleotides. RefSeq lists its product as hypothetical. Bases 1 to 1071 code for a protein of 356 amino acids. The record is from RefSeq and is a predicted model, not a curated record. The transcript is spliced from 5 exons. Lineage: Eukaryota; Apicomplexa; Conoidasida; Eucoccidiorida; Sarcocystidae. Gene Ontology annotation, biological process: negative regulation of translation; mRNA catabolic process. Gene Ontology annotation, cellular component: CCR4-NOT core complex; CCR4-NOT complex; P-body.
AUGAUGGGCGUUCCUCCGGCGACAGGCGGCAGCCUGGCCUCUGGCGAAGCGCGAAGUUUGCCGAGUCCAUCCAGCUCUUCGUUUUCUUCGUCCUUCGCUUCUUCGGCCUCAGCUUCAGAGCCUGCUGCUGCUUCGAGCGCCGCGAGUGCGUCUGGCCAGCAGGGCGCUGCCGCUGCGCAGACCACCGGAGGCCAGUCUUCACUGUCGGCCUCCGUCGCCUCUUCGCUUCCCGACAAAGAUCAUGUUUGCCAGCUUCUCCUCGACCUCUGCGUCCUGGAGAAACGCGAAGCGGCUCUUGCAGACCUCUCGAAAAGACGCGAGCAGUACCCCGACCUCGCUCCCCUGUUGUGGCACAGCUUCGGCACCAUUGCCGCGAUUCUGCAGGAAAUCAUCGCCAUCUAUCCGUGUCUCUCGCCUCCCACCUUGACUGCUGCGGCCUCGAACCGCGUCUGCAACUCCCUCGCGCUUCUGCAGUGUGUCGCGUCUCAUCCAGAUACGCGACAGGCGUUUCUCAACGCGCACAUUCCGCUGUUCCUCUACCCGUUUCUGAAUACUGUCUCCAAGACCCGGCCUCUCGAGUAUCUUCGGCUGACAUCGCUCGGGGUCGUCGGAGCUUUGGUUAAGAUCGACGACGCAGAAGUUAUCAACUUUCUUCUCCAGACUGAAAUCAUUCCGCUGUGUCUGCGAAUCAUGGAGACAGGCUCGGAGCUCUCCAAAACGGUCGCGACGUUCAUCGUCCAAAAGGUUUUGCUCGACGACGUCGGUCUGUCGUACAUUUGCGCGACGGCGGAGCGGUUCUACGCCGUCAGCACUGUGCUGUGCAACAUGGUCUCUUCGCUCGCAGAGUGCCCGCCUGCCCGACUGUUGAAACACGUCAUUCGCUGCUACCUCAGAUUGACCGACAACGACCGGGCGCGGGAAGCUCUCAAACAAUGCUUGCCAGACGCUCUCAAAGACGCGACGUUUCACGCAGCGUUGCAAGACGAGCCUCUGACGAAAAAAUGGCUGCUCCAGCUUCUCCAGGCAGUUGCCCCGAGCGAGGUCCACAACGCCGCAGCUGUGCAGUCUUGAACGAGCUGGUGCUGAACGAGCUGGUGCAGAAAAAGCAGGGAAGUACGAGACGCGAGAGGCGGAAGCGGAGGAAGUACGAGACGCGAGAAGCAAGAGCGACCAAGGAGGUGCAGAACGAGAGGAGACAGACAGAGACAGAGAGACAGAGAGGGAGCCAAUCAGCUACGCAGAAGGUGUGCCUGUCGAAGAGAAAAGAAUGCGUACUUCUUUCAGGUGAACUAUGCCGAAGUGAAGGGGUUUUCGUGGAGGCGCGAACUGCCUUUUCAACAUCUGAGUUUGUGUAGUGUGAAGCCC